AUGCGGGCAGCCUGCUCCAGCGUGAGUGGCUUUAUGGUUCCACCUCUGCAGGUAGUGCUGAGGCAAAGGGACUCGACACUGCAGGCUGCCGUAGAUGCGUUGCUAGAGGCAUCUGCUGCAGAGAAGCUAAGUGAAUGCUUCAGCAUGUACUCGGAGCUACAGUCGGGCAAGGAUGGCGAUCCACGACACACGGUCAAUGGAUCGUUGACUUUUCAUCACAAGCUAGCGCAGACAAGAUUAAUCGCUGAAGCAUUGUCGAGAUCAAGCCAACCGAACUCAUGCGGUUGCAACUCAUCCAGCCCUGCUCCACUCACAUCAGUGGCGAGAGUUGCGUCGGAGAGACAACACUGUGCCACUUCAUGGAUCAAAGCAGCUCUGGAGUCGGAUCUCUCGCGACUCCCGGCGCAGCAAAAGACUGCUUCUGAGCCCCAGGAAGCACCUCCAAGCAAUGCAGACGUGCUAAGCCCCACCACCCACUCUCACAGGCCAAAGAAUACCGCUUCGUCCAUGGGGAGCAACAGCCUGCUGCUGGCUUCGAGCGCGCUGCAGCACGAGUACAACAGAUGGUUUCUCAGAUACAUCGACAAGUUCCUCGACUCCAUCCAGGGCGAAACUGGAUACGGUGCAUGCGAGUUGGAGGUCGCCAGUUUGCUGUGCCAGCUGAAGCGAGUCGACGACUGGUUGAACGACGUCACCGGCAAGGAGGUAACCGAAGACGAAGCAGAAGCGUGCGAGAGAGUGAGAAGGAAGAUCUACGGCAUUCUGCUGCGGCAUGUGGAGAGUGCUGCCAUUGCUCUGGAAAGCAUGAGCACGCCCGAGGGGGAAAUGGACAGGGAUCUCAUGCUCUGUGGCUAG
Musa acuminata AAA Group (dessert banana) is the source of this 855-nucleotide messenger RNA. RefSeq lists its product as uncharacterized. The transcript is spliced from 2 exons. Bases 1 to 855 code for a protein of 284 amino acids. The record is from RefSeq and is a predicted model, not a curated record. NCBI's taxonomy places the organism in Eukaryota, Viridiplantae, Streptophyta, Magnoliopsida, Zingiberales, Musaceae.